Molecule: messenger RNA, 1547 nt
Organism: Biomphalaria glabrata
Lineage: Eukaryota; Metazoa; Mollusca; Gastropoda; Planorbidae
Product: protein hook homolog
Exons: 3
Coding region: 167-1225 (352 amino acids)
Source: RefSeq, a predicted model, not a curated record
UAUUUUCAAGUGGAAAAAAAUCAUUUAAAUGAAACCAUCAAUGAGUUAAAGAUGAAAAACACUGGGUUAGAAGAAGAUAGAAAAGCCUUGUCUUGCCAGCUGGAAGAUGAAAGAGAAAAGGCAGAGAGACAUGUAGCAGAAUUAUUGGAAGAAAAAGUCAGACUAAAUGAUAUUAUUGCUCUUUUGCAGACAGUCUUUAGCAUGGAAAAAUCAAUUAACUAAUUCUGUUCAAGAAUGUCAAGUUCUUUCAACGCAACUGAAUGAAAAAAAGGUGAAAUAUUUAGAAAUGAAGUCAACUAUCUCAAGAUUGGAUGAAGAAGUGACAUAUUUAGAAAAUACAAAAGCUAGCCUGGAAAUGGAGAGGGAUAGCAUCUCUUCCAGUAUGAUGGAGGAGCGAGAAAAGUUUCAUAACGAAUGUUCAGUACUGACAUCUUCAAUCUUAGAAUUACAGACCACAGUAACAAACUAUGAAGGCAAGAACAAUGUCUUGAAUAAAACUGUACUAGAACUGCAAUCUAAAAAUGCUCAUUUAGAAAAUGAUAUGAAUAUCAGUUCUUCCCAGCUAGAUGCUGAGAGAGUCAAGUCAGCAAAAAAGAAUUUUGAGCUUAAGUCGACCAUAUCUGCAUUGCAAGAAGAAUCUCAGGCAGAAAAAGACCAAUUGAAAAUGACCAUAUCUGCAUUGCAAGAAGAAUUUCAGGCAGAGAAAGACCUAUUGAAAAUGACCAUAUCUGCAUUUCAAGAAGAAUUUCAGGUAGAGAAAGACCAGUUGAAAAUGACCAUAUCUGCAUUGCAAGAAGAAUCUCAGGCAGAGAAAGACCAUUGGAAAGCUACCAUAUCAGAAUUACAGAACGACACCAUAGACACCAUAGAAUUCAAAGAGAAAUUAGAUUACACUAAGCAAGAGUGUCAAACUGUUUUGUUUCAACUGCAUAAAGAAAGGGAGUCUCUAAACUCAUACAAAUUAGAAAACUCACAGAUGAAAUCAACUAUUUUGAAUAAAGAGAAAGAAAUAGCAGAUUUGAAAGCUGAAAUUAGAAAUCUAGCUAAUACUUUAGUGGAAUCAGAAUACAUUAGAAACGACCUUGAGAAAGGCUUAGCUAAUGAAAGGGAACAAUUCAAGAAAGAAUGCUCCGUUUUGAACUCAUCAGUAGCAGAACUGACGCAGAAGCUUGAGCACUGUGAGAAUGAGAGAAGUAACUUGAAUCAAACAAUACAGAGCUCAUGACUAUGAUUGUCCAUUUGGAAAAAGACAAGGAGGCUUUGUCAUCACAGCUGGAAGAAAACUGGAAACUGAUUAAAAAAAUAGAGCCUUUCAGAGAUGUCUUGGAUAAUUUUGAAAUGGAAAAAAAAUUAUUGUUGGAAAGAGACAAAUAUACAAGUGAGCAAAUGGAAAGAUUGACCAAAGAAGCCAUUAAAAACAUGGGUCAUCAAAACCAUCGCCAGAAAGUCAAAUAUGUGAAGACUUUAAAAAAGGUAAAUUUAGCUUUGCAGGAGGUUCAUUUUCACUUUGUAAAAUAUGUAAACAUUCAUCAUUCACUCUUCUUCCC